CACCGCAUUUCGCCACGCUCUUGCAUAUUCGUUAUUUAUCUCAGAGGGUUCGCUUCGCUGCUGAAUUCUCUUGAUUCCGUUCCGUCCGUCGUUCGCUCAACAUGCCUGUCUCACACAUCGGCCUGACCGUCUCCCACCUCCCCUCCUCCUGCUCUUUCUUUCUCUCGGCUCUCCAGCCGCUGGGCUACCGCUUCAUCGGUCAGCAGGGAAACCAGAUUGGACUGGGGAUAGACGGAGAUGCCGACUUCUUCCUCUGCCAGGAGACGCCUGGCAUCAAGGCCGGCGCCGCGCACAUAGCUUUCUCCGCGCCAGACCGGAUCACCGUGCGGAACUUUUACACAGCCGCCUUGACAGCCGGCGCCCGGCCCCACGGCUCGCCAGCCACCCGCGACACGGAGAAUGGCGUCUUCAACGCCGCCGUUCUCGACACUGAUGGCAACAGCAUCGAGGUCGUCUGCCGUGAAAACGAAGACCCCAGUGAUGCCCGCUCCACGCACGAGUACGGCCGCGUCUUGACCUGGAGACAGUCGGUCACCAGCCUCGAUGACACGAGGUCCGUCUACACGGUGAAGAGCUCAACCAAGUCCAUUCCAGCCAUUGAGGCACCGAAAAGUGCCACCAUGUCUGUCCCCGCUCGUUCUGUUGCCCCUUCUGUUGCUCCCUCGGUGGCGAGGAGCCAGGCGCCCACCUUGGUCCGGGCCCACACUGCGCCCGCUGCGGACCCUUCUGUCGACGCAAACCUGAUGGGAGACGCCGGUGCUCGAAAGAUCAUCGGCACUCUCAUCGGCGCUGCGGCUGGUGCUGCCGUGGCCUAUGCCAUGGUCAAGAGUGAGCAAGACAGUGGCCGCAAGGAGGCUGCGGCAGUCGCUACGUCUCAAAGCGGCUCGCAUAGGGCUCUGGCUUUCAGGGCACCAUCGCAGAGGGCACCCAGCGAGGUGGCUUCGCAGUCUGGAUAUUCGCCAUCUGCAUAUGAACAGCAGAUGGUCCAGUACCAGCGUGAGCCCAGCAACUACUCGGAGUCCGUGUACAGCUCGCCGCAAGAACGCCGCGCCAUCGAGGCCGCACCCCCAAGGAGCACUUAUGCUCCUUCGCUCGCUUCAGCCCUGCGCUCUGGAGCCACCAGCGUCCAGCAGUCGCAGGCGCACCGGAAUUUCAGUGACACGGAAUCUUACUACAGCGCCUCUGACUACGAUAACAGUCGUUCCGUGCAUAGCGCCGCCUCCGCGGCCAAAAAGAGCUACCACAGCCCGACGUAUGUUUCAGUGCCGAACACCAGAUUCGAAGACGCGGAAUAUGCCUCCACCGUCGGCCCCCGCUCCGCCAUGCGCACCAUGACCGCACCCAGCACCAUCUCUUCCAUGCCAUCGACCAUCAAAGCGCCGUCGCAAGCACCCUCGCGCGCGCCGUCCCAUUCGCCGUCCAAAGCCGCCUCGCAAGUGUCCUCUCGAGCCUCCUCGCAGAUGUCCUCUCAAGUGUCUUCCCGAGCCUCCUCGCAAGCCACAUCCAAAGCCCCCUCCCAAGCCCCCUCCAGAGCAUCGGCGAGAGAACCUUCGCUCAUCUCCAGCUUCUGCGCCGACGACGACGCCCGCAGCAGCGCAACCUCGCACACAUCUCGGUCGUCGCGCACCGAAGACUCGCGCACCGACUACCCACCCUCGAUCGAGCGGCGCACCUCGGCCAGCAGCGUGCACUCGCACCACAGCAGCGCGGCGCGCUCGCGCGCCCCCUCCAGCGCAGCCACAAAGCCCAGCCCGAGCGUCGCGAGCGCGAGCCACCAAAGCCGCAGCCGAGCGGGGUCGGAAGCGCCCUCGAAGGCGGGCAGCAGCAGCCUCAUCGGCAGCAUGCUCGGCCGUGACCGCGACGCCCUCGACGACGGCGCCAGCACCGUCGCCCCCAGCGACAGCAUCUCCAACGCCGGGUCUUCGCGCAGCCGGCACAGCAGCCGCGCGUACGCGCCUAGCGACGCCGGCGGCAGCAAGGUGUCGCGGCACUCGUCGCGCUCGAAGCUGCAGCAGGAGGUCGAGGGCGCCGACGACGCGCGCAGCCGCGUCUCGAGCCGCUCGCACAAGAGCAGCCGCGACGUCGUGCACCCGGACAACGUCAGCGAGCCGAGCGACGCCAGCACGGUCAAGCCGUACAAGCGCAAGGACAGCGUCGUCAGCUUGCCGAGCGGGGGCAAGAGCCGGGCCGCGAGCGUGGUUGAGGCCGCGAAGCGCAGCGUGGUUAGUUUUGGCGGCGGCGAGAUGUGGAAGGAGAGGCAUGGUAUGACGUGAGAUGUGAUGAGAUGAGAUGUGAUGUGUAGGGUAGGUAAUGAGGAAUGAGAUUUUUCUACAUGUUCAUCAUCUAUCUAUCUGUCUGUCUGUUUUUUCUAUUUCUAGGCAUCUUUCCAUCUGUCAGAACGAAACCGCCGCCCCGUUUAGUGCUAAUUUCCUCCUCCUCCUCAUCCUCCUCCUCCUCCUCCUCU
Messenger RNA from Aplosporella prunicola CBS 121167, 2464 nucleotides. RefSeq lists its product as uncharacterized. Lineage: Eukaryota; Fungi; Ascomycota; Dothideomycetes; Botryosphaeriales; Aplosporellaceae. The transcript is spliced from 2 exons. The record is from RefSeq and is a predicted model, not a curated record. Bases 102 to 2273 code for a protein of 723 amino acids.